Messenger RNA from Phaeoacremonium minimum UCRPA7, 528 nucleotides. RefSeq lists its product as hypothetical. NCBI's taxonomy places the organism in Eukaryota, Fungi, Ascomycota, Sordariomycetes, Togniniales, Togniniaceae. The transcript has a single exon. The record is from RefSeq and is a predicted model, not a curated record. The coding region runs from base 1 to 528 and encodes 175 amino acids.
AUGUCAGACUUGCUAGGCCAGAUUGCCUCAGGUCUGGAUCUCGUUACAACGAUCGGAGAAUUUGUAAAAGGCAUUCGUCAAGGCAAAGUCUCCGAGAACAGGGAAGCCCGUGAGUUCGCCAACCAACUCGAAAGGCUCCUCAUUGCCCUACGAAGGCUUGGCUGUGCGCGCGAGGAGGCGGACGGUCAAUUGACACCAAGACUGCGCGUCGAGGCGAUGGCUACAGAGCGUCGUAGCUGGGCUAUGCUUCACAAAAUCGACGCCACAAUUGUCCCCCUCGCGCAAUCCGGUAAACGGCGUAAGAAGAUGCUCAAGGAUUUCUUUUUGGGCAGUGCCGGUCGCCAAGUCGUUACGACCAACAACAUCAUCAAAAGCCACAUUAUGGAGGCCAACAAAUGCAGAAACGAUAUCGAAUACUGCAUUCGAGACUACAACGCCCGCAACCCUUCGUUGUCUUAUCUCAAUCCGCCAGCGGUGUCUGAGGCUCAGCAGCCACGAUUCCGGCCCCUGAAGUCGAAGAAAAUCUAA